Molecule: messenger RNA, 2088 nt
Organism: Propithecus coquereli (Coquerel's sifaka)
Lineage: Eukaryota; Metazoa; Chordata; Mammalia; Primates; Indriidae
Product: coiled-coil domain-containing protein 162-like
Exons: 15
Coding region: 1-2088 (695 amino acids)
Source: RefSeq, a predicted model, not a curated record
AUGCAACUGCUAAUGGACAAUGUGCUGAGCAGCUAUCACAUGACCACGGAGGGGGCCCCAGGACGGCAAGCCACACUGGACAGAAACACACAGCCAGAUCAGUCCACAGUGCCAGGAUUCAGAAGUCAGUUUCGAAGUAGCCCAAAGACAUCCAACCUGCUGGAGGGCCCAUGCGAUACAGUGAUGUCCCUUGCUUUGUUGAGAUCAUUUCUGAUACUGUGGAAGCAGCUGGAAGUACUAAAGGAGCACUGGGGCCGACUCAAGCUGCAAGGCCAGGACAUCAACUCUGUCUCUCUCUACAAACAAUUCUCAGAGCUCUACGAAAGUGACAUUCUCUACCCCAGCAUGAAAGUUUUAGCCAGGCAGAUGGGGAAAGAAGACGAAUUUGAAGUACUUACAAUAAAUAGUGAGUCUAUUCUUCCCCCAAAAGGAGCUUCAGAAAUUGAAAUAAAAGCUCAGCAGCUUCAGAAGAUUCUGGAAAAUUUUGAAAUUCAUAUGAUCCAGGAGGUAUUGAGAAAAGUUAACAGAGAGAUGACACUGGUUUUAUCAGAAAAAUCCAAGCAGGCAUGUACUCUCCCUACAGAUCUUUGGAAACACCAAGUCAUGAAAGAAAACUUUUCAGUCAUAAGACCACAGAUAGUUGAAAAAUUUAUACAGAGAUUAAUGGAGGAUUACCAGGAUGGUGGACUAGAGGUCACUUUCAGGAAAGACCACCUUGAAGCCUGCCUCCUUUCCCUGGGUUGUGAUGUGAUGGCAAGAGAGCGCAGCAACUUUGAGACCUACUCCAUGUGUUACGAGCAUGUGUUGCAGCAUGCUACACAGAGGCUCUGCCAGAAGGAGCAGGAAUUAGAUGCUAUACGAAGAGGUCAGGGUCCACCUGAAGACCAUGCUGGCCAGGUUGCAGAGCUUAGUCACGAUAUGAUCAUGGAAAUCACUGCUCUGAGAGCCCAACUCACAGACUUGGAAGAGGAGAAUCUGAAUCUUAAAAAGCAGAUUAGAAAAGAAGUCCAAAAAGAAUAUGAAGCAUUGGUCCAAGCUUUGUUUGCGACCUGUUUACACAUAAAAGAGAAGCUGGAAGAGAAUCAGCUUAACUUGAUCCAGAAUGUGUGUGAGCUCAUCGGCGAAGUAAGAACAGAAGGGAUUGACAAUAUGAAGGACCUAAAGAAAAAGUGGGGCUCUGCCAGACCUGACGAAGGAAGGAAAGAAAACCCAGCCAAAGAGCAGCUGUGGGCCUUGGAGCGGGAUAACUGCAGCCUGGCCGCCCUGGUGUGCAAAGUGAGGAGCCUGGGUCGCUGGAGGCUGGCCGUGCAACAGGCGCACUUCCGGGCCCAGCUGAGCAGGGCAGAGAAGGAAUCCAUUCAAAGUAAAAAAGAGUAUUUGAGCAUCAAGCUGAUGGCAGACCAAGAAGUGGGUUUACUUCGCCAACAGUUACUGGCUCUCAGGCAGGCCCUGGCCAGGGCGCAGGCUGACAACGUGAGGAUGUGGAAGCAGCAGGGUGACCAGGCUCAGUGGCUGAAGGAGUUGGAACACAGAGUGACCCAGGAAGCCCUCACCCGGCAGCAGCUGGAUGUCAUGAAAACAUCCAGCAUGGAGAAGCUCCUGGAAGAUGUCGGGCAGAAAGAACAGCAACUGCAGCUCCUUACUGAUGAGGCCGAGAGGGCGUCUAAGCGGGGCCAGCUGCAGCAGAAGAGAAUGAGGAGGGAACUCCAGCAGAUGAGAAGCCGGCUUGCCCAGGAGCGCAGCGUGAAGCUGGAUGCUUCCCAGCGUGUAGAAGAGCUGCAAAGUCAGCUUAAUGACGCCAGGCCAUCGUCCGUCCAGAUGAGCUCACCAGGAGGUUUCAUAUCCCAGGGUCAGUACUCCCUAAGUUCUGCUUCCACACCAUCCAGAUACUCCCAGCGAUGCUGUUUAAAGAGUAAUCUCACAGGCAAUAAAACGACAAGAAGGAUUCCAAGGCCAAAGACUGUGCCUAUUAAAUACAAAAAAAGGAUUGAUGAUGUUUUCCUACCCAGUGUGGCAGAAAAUGUUCAACUUACAGCUUUUCAAGUCCAAACAGCUCCAUCCAGAAUCCCAUUCAGACCUGACUGGUAA